Lactuca saligna is the source of this 888-nucleotide messenger RNA. NCBI's taxonomy places the organism in Eukaryota, Viridiplantae, Streptophyta, Magnoliopsida, Asterales, Asteraceae. The record is from the annotation of a GenBank genome assembly.
AUGGAUGGUGGUGAUGGUUCUAUUUACAGAUCUGGGCAACAGAGAAGACGAAUGUCCCCCUUCUCUUUCUCUCCCCUUCCGUCGUUCUUGACAGCACCAUCGUCUUCGAAUCAGAUCCGUUCGUCUCCGAAGAUGGUGGGGAGUUGGAGCUCAGAAGAAGAUGGUCAUGUUGCAGAUCGUCGGUAUUCCAGAUCUACGAUGAAAAGAUCUUCAAACAAGAUCGGUGAUAAGUAUUUUCACAACAAAAAUCCAAAAAAAUCAGAAAGAGAUGUUUUAACGUCAAGUCGCGUUCCGGUGAGAAGAGGAAGGUCCGGCGACGGUUCAGCCCUUGUCGGAGUCGGAGGUUCGGUGAUGUGCAGGUAUCGAAUGAUUUUUGUUCCAUUUACUGCUAUUGACCAUCAUAAAAAAUCAGUUAAUGUUGGAUCGGGGUUGCUAAGCAAUGAAAGCAUUGAAUCAUACUCUUGGUUGCUUAAAGCGUUUCUUAAAACUCAUAUAUCAGAUGAUUUAUUUACGAACACAAACUUUAGAAAAAGAUUUUCAAAGCUUGUUUGGGACAUUAAUAUGAAACCUGAUGUCAUUGAGGUGAAGUGGGGUUUGCUUAUAAAGGAAUUCAAUCUUGAAGAGACAAGAUGGUUUAAAGACAAGUUUACAAAACUUGGUUCAUGGAUACCUAGAUAUUUUAACGAUAUUCCAAUGUGUAGGUUGAUAAAGACUACGUCGAAGUCAGAGAGUAUGAAUUCAUUUUUUAAUACCUACUCAGAAAGUGGUAAUUUACUUUUGAAUCUCAUGAUGAAUUACGAAACUGCCAUUCAAAAGCAAAAGAAUACUCAACGAGAGCUUGAUAAGGCAUCCAAAAAAGCAUCAUAUAAAAUGCAACCACCUCAAUAA